AUAAAAUUAUAGAGAUGGAGACUAUGAGAUCUUUUAUGGAUGUCUUGGAAAGAGUAAGCAUAUUAUAUUUAACGGUACAAUACAAGAUUUAUUGAUGAUGAUCACUACAUCCCUAUUACUUCCUUGAAAAUUAAAACUAUGAGACAAUGAAAACAACAAAAUUGCCUCAAAACCCAAAACAAGCCAUUAGAAUCGUAGGAAAUAUAGCCAAAAACAAUUCAAACCCAAAUCAACCUAGUUGGUCGUAUAUCAUUAGAAACCACCUUUCUGAAGGAGCUACUAAUCAAGUGCUUUCUUUAUACACCCAAAUACGCCAAACAGGACUCUAUAUAUUUGGUGUGGUUCCUUUGAUUUUCAAGGCAUGUGCUUCUGCUUCAACCCAAACUUAUGGCAAAUCUUUGCAUGCCGAAUCCAUCAAGUUUGGGGUGGCUGUUGAUUUACAUAUUGCUUCGUCCUUGCUGAGCAUGUAUUCAAGAUGCGGUAAUUUGAUUGAUUCCCGGAAGGUGUUUGAUGAGAUGCCUGAGAGAAAUGUGGUGACAUGGAACGCGAUGAUUGGUGGGUAUUUUAAAAAUGGGGAUAGAGAAUCUGCAUUGGAAGUGUUCGAAAAGAUGCCAAUCAGAAGAAAUUCAGUGACUUGGAUUGAAAUGAUUGAUGGGUUUGCCAAGUGUGGAGAUACUUUCAAAGCAAGACAGUUUUUUGAUAGAGUUCCAUUGAAGUUAAGAACUGUGGUGACUUGGACAGUGAUGGUUGACGGGUAUAAUUCAAAUGGAGAACUAGAAGCUGCAAGGGAGAUUUUUGAUAUGAUGCCAGAAAGGAACUACUUUGUUUGGUCAUCAAUGAUUUCUGGGUAUUGUAAGAGAGGCAAUGUUAAGGAAGCAAGGAACUUUUUUGAUAGAAUUCCUGUUAGGAAUUUGGUGAAUUGGAAUUCAUUGAUUUCAGGUUAUGCACAAAAUGGGUUCUGUGAGGAAGCUUUGCGCAUGUAUAAGAAAAUGCAAAAUGAAGGUUUUGAACCUGAUGAAGUUACCAUCACAAGUGUUUUAUCUGCCUGUGCACAGUUAGGUGAAUUAGAUAUUGGAAAAGAAAUCCAUUAUCUUAUUAAGAAGAAGCGAAUGAAGGCUAAUCAGUUUGUUUUGAAUGCGCUAUUAGAUAUGUAUGCAAAGUGUGGGGAUCUAGCCCAAGCAAGAUUGAUAUUUGAAGGAAUGAGUCAUAGGACAAGCGUCUGCUGGAAUUCCAUGAUCUUAGGUCUUGCUAUUCAUGGAAAGAACCAAGAAGCUCUUGAGUUUUUUCAAAGAAUGGAAGAAUCGAAUGAGAUGCCAGAUGACAUUACUUUCCUUUCUCUUCUAUCAGCUUGUGCCCAUGGAGGUUGUGUAGAUGAAGGGUUAGAUGUUUUCUUCAAGAUAGAGACUUACGGUUUGGUAGCAAGCAUCAAGCAUUAUGGUUGCUUAGUGGACCUUCUGGGACGCGCUGGGAGAUUGAAAGAAGCUUUCGAUUUAAUCAAGAGAAUGCCAAUAAAGCCAAAUGAUGUAGUUUGGGGAGCUCUGCUUGGCGCUUGCAGGAUUCAUUUGGAUACAAAUAUGGUAGAGCAGGUGAUGCAAGAUGUUGGUAAAAUGGACGAUGACAUGGAUUCUGGGGAUAAUUCACAUCUUGUACUGUUGUCAAAUAUUUAUGCAGCUUCAGACAGAUGGGAAAAGGCUGAAAAAAUGAGGACAGCAAUGGUGAACAAGGGAUUUCAAAAGAAUCCAGGACUCAGUUCAAUUAUACCCAAUCGUAUGGAGCUGCCAAUUAGUUCCCAUCAACUUUGAUCGAAUAAGAUACCAUCCCAUCGCUCUUGGACCAUUAUAGACUAUGCACCGAUGCGUGAGCUUGACAAUGCAAAUCCCAAUGUAACAGAAGAUUGUAGGGGUUGGUUAAAUAGGUUAAUUUGCAAAAGGAAUUCUUGGUUUUUUUCCCCCUUUUCGUAAUACUUUUGUCAUAAUUAAAAAUUAAUUGUUAGUAAAAGGAAAUUGUAGGUUAAAAUACACAGGCAAUUAAUGGUAUCUCCAUUUCAGACAAGAAAUAAAGAGGGUUCUGAUUUAUUUUUCAUACCAGUUUAUGUUAAAUUAAUCCAACUUCCUUUUUAAUUCUUAAGAUAA
Messenger RNA from Gossypium arboreum, 2132 nucleotides. Its product is annotated as pentatricopeptide repeat-containing protein At3g21470. Gene Ontology annotation, molecular function: protein binding; RNA binding. The record is from RefSeq and is a predicted model, not a curated record. Gene Ontology annotation, biological process: RNA modification. Lineage: Eukaryota; Viridiplantae; Streptophyta; Magnoliopsida; Malvales; Malvaceae. Bases 147 to 1802 code for a protein of 551 amino acids. The transcript has a single exon.